Molecule: messenger RNA, 309 nt
Organism: Coccidioides immitis RS
Lineage: Eukaryota; Fungi; Ascomycota; Eurotiomycetes; Onygenales; Onygenaceae
Exons: 2
Coding region: 1-309 (102 amino acids)
Source: RefSeq, a predicted model, not a curated record
AUGUCUUUGAGCUUUGAGCAUGAGCCAUUUCAACUCGAGCGUUUGACCGUUUCGAUCCUUGAAUUUGAGCCUCGUGACACUUGGGCAUCUGUGCUCUGGACGCGGUCAACGGGGCACAUUGAUAUCAAAUUCUUGGGUAUCCCGGGAUGGGGCCCUGUCGUCGGAGACAUGGCUCAUUGGGCCUCCGAUCUCUCCUUUCCGUCACAGCAGAGCACGCAUGAAGCGGACCCUCAAAGACAGGCUGAAGGAGUGGGGAUUUUAGCCGAUGUUAUCGUUCCACACAAAAAGAUAAAUAGUCAUAUCUUAUAG